Messenger RNA from Penicillium soppii, 411 nucleotides. RefSeq names its product DASH complex subunit HSK3 family protein. The coding region runs from base 1 to 411 and encodes 136 amino acids. The record is from RefSeq and is a predicted model, not a curated record. Gene Ontology annotation, biological process: attachment of spindle microtubules to kinetochore. The transcript has a single exon. Gene Ontology annotation, cellular component: DASH complex. Lineage: Eukaryota; Fungi; Ascomycota; Eurotiomycetes; Eurotiales; Aspergillaceae.
AUGCCACCCCUCCCAAUCCACCGCCGUCAGGAAUCAAACACAACAUACCGCCCCUCAAUCGCCCCAGGAAGCAGUGUCUAUAACACAACAUCAACCCACACUUUCAACCAACCCUCCUACACCCCAACCCCCUCCCACCAAGCCUCAACCCCCUCCAUGUCCGCCGCCAAAACCCGCCAAUAUGCCCACCUCCACGCCCAGCUCGCCCAGCUGAACGCGAACCUCGCAGACACAGAGAACCUGCUCCGCAUGACGGCCGUGCAGGCGGGCGAUAUGCGCUUUUUGGGUGGCUAUGUCGGGGCUCUAUUUAUGGGAUCUGCGAAGAUUCUGGGCGAGGAAGGUGUCAAGGGGAAUGCCGACAAGAAGGAAAACCAGGACGAAGAGGCCAAGGAUGAGAGUGAGGAAGAUUGA